Pestalotiopsis fici W106-1 is the source of this 969-nucleotide messenger RNA. RefSeq lists its product as uncharacterized. The record is from RefSeq and is a predicted model, not a curated record. Gene Ontology annotation, biological process: acyl-CoA metabolic process; fatty acid catabolic process. The transcript has a single exon. Gene Ontology annotation, molecular function: fatty acyl-CoA hydrolase activity. Gene Ontology annotation, cellular component: peroxisomal matrix. Lineage: Eukaryota; Fungi; Ascomycota; Sordariomycetes; Amphisphaeriales; Sporocadaceae. The coding region runs from base 1 to 969 and encodes 322 amino acids.
AUGGCGUCUCAUGCCAAUACCGUCUUCGAGCAGUUGGCCGUUGAUGAGACUGGACCAAGCGAGUUUAUUUCUCGCUACCUCCCAGUAAAGAUGGUCAAUGUCGCCAAUAUUGCCUAUGGUGGUUGUGCACUCGGUGUUGCAAUCUCCGCGGCAUACCAGACGGUACAUCCGAAACACCACUUGUAUUCAGCCCUUGGAACCUACCUAGGCCCUGCGCGAACUGAUCGGAAAUUGAUCGCGACGAUCAAGACCAUCCGUGAAACCAGGACCUUUGCGACAAGAGAGGUACAAAUCAGCCAAAAGCAAGAGGGUUCUCAACCUGAUAGGCUCUGCUUGAUUGCCAUUCUUGACUUUCAGACCAACGAGCCGGCUAGCCUACUAAGCUAUUCGCCAGCGCCUUUGAAAUUAUACAAGAUUGCCCAGGAUCUUCCAACCCCACAACAGGCGAAUCAGGAUCUCUUCGUGACUGGAAAGAUUUCAAAAGACCAACUCGAUGGACGUACAAGAGACUCUGCCCUAAUGCACAAGUUUUUUGAUAUUCGAAACUCGCCGGAAGGAGUAAUGGCUCAGAACCUUGGAGGAGCAGCUCAGAUCCCCACUACACAAGAUGGUUUGGCAAUCACAGAUAAAACGUCGGGCGAGCACUACAGGCUCAAGGAUGGUGUCCCCUCCCAAGCAAACCACUCUGCGGCACUUGGCUUCAUGAUGGAUGCGUCUCUCGCAUUCGUACCCAUGGCCCAUAGCUCACUACCAAUGGAAAUGGCAAGUGCCUGUUCCAGUCUCGAAUUUGCCUUGCGAGUGUUCGUCUCCGACAUAGACUUGAACAAUUGGCAUUUCAGGGAGCUUUUCACGAUUGCUGGUGGCGCUGGCCGGACUUAUUCAGAGUCUAGGCUUUGGAAUAACGAUAGUACACUUGUGGCAAGUAUGACGCAGCAGUCCAUUCUGCGACCAGCAGCCACCAAGCUUUGA